Molecule: messenger RNA, 3146 nt
Organism: Nomia melanderi (Alkali bee)
Lineage: Eukaryota; Metazoa; Arthropoda; Insecta; Hymenoptera; Halictidae
Gene: Alas
Product: 5-aminolevulinate synthase
Biological process (GO): heme biosynthetic process; erythrocyte development; hemoglobin biosynthetic process
Cellular component (GO): mitochondrion; mitochondrial matrix
Molecular function (GO): pyridoxal phosphate binding; 5-aminolevulinate synthase activity
Source: RefSeq, a predicted model, not a curated record
CAAAACUGACGGAGAAUUGGGAGGCACGAGGAAACUGUCAACGGUGAAAAUUAAUUAAUAGGAUACGAUCGCGGAAGCCUCGACUUUUCUCAAUUCGUAUUGUGUAAAUAAAUGAAUUCAAUAAUUGCCUAAACGAAUGACAUUUUGAAAUCGUGACGAUAUUUAUUUCACGAAUUUAGUAAUUGUGUUAAAUGUUUAAUUAGAAGGUAAGUGGAAAGAGAAACGAGAAUCUUUUGUUAAAUUAGAUUGCUCGAUAACGAUUCGUUAAAAUCGAAAAUUAAUUAAUAGCUUCUGCGAUCGCGGAAGCCUCGAGUAUUUUCUCAAUUCGUAUUGUGUAAAUAAAUGAAUUUAAUAAUUGUCUAGAAAACGAAUGACAUUUUGAAACCGUGAGUUUCAUGAGUUUAGUAAUUGUGUUAAAUGUUUAAUUAGAAGGUACGUGGAAAGAGAAACGAGAAUCGAUAUCUUUUGUUAAAUUAGAUUGCUCGAUAACGAGUGUCCGUGGUGUUUGUAUUUCAUUGAUUUUACUUGAGCACUUUGUUGCGUGUCGCGCAGUUAAUUAGCUAAUAGUAUUGUAUAAAUAUAUUUCCGGUAUAUGUUGGAUUAAUCGUGCUCUAUCGUGAUUGCACGGAAUUAGGUAUUUUUAUCCGAAUAAUUAGAUGAAAGUGAAUUGAUUUGAAAUGGAUCAAUUGGUUAAAAAUAAAUGACGCUGUCAGCUGUGCCACCGAUAAUGGAUCACUCUGUACACCGUCGCGUGUAUUCCCGCGAGUCAUAUGAAUAGUCAUAAUUUUAUCACUAUAACGAUAUGCAGCAUAUCCCGAUAAAAAUCGCGAUAAACAAACGGCUGAUCAAUAUAUGCCAACGGAAAUGUUUAUAAUACAAUUCUGAGAAAACGUCGAAGAAAAUGGCAAACGGUCGUUACUGCGAGCGCGAAAAUUUCGGAUAAGUGUGAUCGAUCGGAAUCGACAAACUCGAUUGUGAAUGCAGGCAUGCGUACAGGCGACUCGUUCAAGGCUUCACCAUGGUCCCUUAUAUAAGCCACAAUAUUGAUGCACGUGCUCUAUAAAUUAAACAAUGGUGUUUAGUUUGUUGUAAGAAACCAGAGGUCUCGUUUAAUUAAUAGGCAUUUAUAUGAUAAAUGAGAUCGCCAAUAAUUCAUAUCGAAUACAAGGGGACUAGUUAUGUAAAGAUAUUCUAUUUCUAGUAGCACGUCUACACCAGCGAAUUGACAUCUUAUAACAAUCGAUAUGGUCGAGUUCAUGUGGUUCGAGUCCUACGUCAAUUGAAAUUGAAACGAACGUUUCGAGAUGCACAGAUAUACGCCACUUUAACCGCCAAAUAUUUAAAAUCCGGAUUCCGCAAAUUCUGAUAGGCUCGAACACAUUAAGCUAGGGACAACAGUUGGUUCGCCAGUGUGCCCAUUACAUCAACGCUUAUCAUUUAUCAAUCGCUGCGAAAGGCAACCCGAGAAAUAUGCCUUGCCCAUUUUUAACUCGUCUGACUGCCAAUUACAUUCAUAAUUACGGCUCUUCGAUACUGACAAAUUAUCGCCAGCUAUGUCCGUUUAUGUCUCAGCUUAUUAGGACUCAAGCAGAAGUGCAGAACGUCGAGGCACAGAAAGUUCAGAAAGAUGAUGAAAACCAAUGUCCAUUCUUAGCUAAAGAGCAUACUGCUGUGAAAAUGGCUAAUCCUGUGGUUGAGGAAGACAUUAAAAAUGAGGCUUCCACCGAACAGAAGGAAGAAUCUAGCUUUGCUUACGAAAAAUUCUUUCAUGAGCAAAUCAUAAAGAAAAAGAAAGAUCAUUCUUAUAGAGUCUUUAAGAAAGUGAACAGGUUGGCACAGAGUUUCCCAACUGCUAUGGAAUAUUCGAAUAAACCAAAACCCAUCACUGUUUGGUGUUCUAAUGAUUAUUUAGGAAUGUCUCGACACCCAGUGGUGACAAACUCUGUUCGAGAAGCUCUAGAUAAAUUUGGAGCAGGAGCUGGUGGAACGAGAAAUAUUUCGGGAAACUCCAUGGGCCAUGAAGUAUUAGAAAAAAGACUUGCAGCAUUGCACCAAAAGGACGCUGGUUUAUUGUUCACUUCCUGUUUUGUUGCUAAUGAUUCCACUUUGUAUACAUUAGCGAAACUUCUUCCUAGUUGUCAUAUCUUUUCUGAUGCUGGCAACCAUGCUUCCAUGAUUCAGGGGAUAAGAAACAGUGGAAUACCAAAACAUAUUUUUAAGCAUAAUGAUGUACAACACUUGGAGGAACUAUUAUCUAAAGUAGACAAAAGCAUUCCAAAAAUUGUAGCAUUUGAAACAGUACAUUCUAUGACUGGUGAUAUAUGUCCUUUGGAAGAGUUGUGCGACGUUGCUCAUAAGUAUGGUGCUUUAACAUUUAUCGAUGAGGUUCACGCUGUUGGGCUCUAUGGAUAUUCUGGUGCUGGUAUUGGAGAGAGAGAUUGGGUUCUUCAUAAAAUGGAUAUCAUUUCUGGUACACUGGGCAAAGCUUUUGGCAAUGUUGGCGGUUACAUUGUUGGUUCUUCGAAAUUGAUAGACAUGAUACGAAGUUAUGCUGCAGGCUUUAUUUUCACAACAUCCCUACCGCCAACGGUAUUAUAUGGUGCUCUAGCUGCUGUUGAAAUUUUAGCUUCAGACGAAGGGAGGGCAUUGAGAGCUACUCAUCAGGACAAUGUAGCUUAUAUGAAAUCUAUUUUAAUUGCGGCGGGUCUUCCGCUAGAACCGUCGCCGUCGCACAUUAUUCCGAUAAGGGUCGGAGAUGCAUUACUAUGUAGUCAGUUAGCUGACCUCUUAAUACAGGAAAAAGGCCAUUAUGUUCAAGCAAUAAAUUAUCCCACUGUUCCAAAGGGGCAGGAAAGAUUAAGACUGGCUCCUACACCGAAGCAUACUCGGACGAUGAUGGACCAGCUUGUGAAGGAUAUGUUAGACGUGUUUGAUCGCCUAAAUAUUCCAGAAGUGAAAAAUAAAGCAAGCGAAAUGCCACUCUCAAUUUCAGUUCAUUAACGAAUGUACUCGAUAGAAAAAAAAAUGUAAAAAUUGUAUAUUACAUAUACAAAAUAUAUCUAUAUAUAUGACUGUAUAUAUAUAUAGAAAAUCAAUACAAUAAAACAAGCAUUCGCCUGAUGAAUUGUUGAAGAUUAUACAAAGUU